This is a messenger RNA of Peronospora matthiolae, 1062 nucleotides long. The record is from the annotation of a GenBank genome assembly. Lineage: Eukaryota; Oomycota; Peronosporomycetes; Peronosporales; Peronosporaceae.
AUGGUUUCAAAACCAAAGCGCGUUGCUACUGCAGCAGCAAGAAAGGCGGCUGUACGCAUGCGUGCAGCCGGAGAGAGUACUUCUUACACCUCAGCAGCAGGUGAUUCGUCGCCUGUUGUUGUUAACAGUCCACGUGGUGAGUCACCACGUGCGACAAGUACAUCCGCUGCGUCUGCAGAGGGUACCGCGAAUCGUAAUUCAAAUGAGCCCGAAAUAGAGCUCAUCUAUUCUAGCGAGUCGGAUGGCGUAUCCGACUCGAAGGCGACACCUCACGCCUCCGGAUCACCCGAAGCGGACACUGCAAGAGCCAGGUUGAAUGGCUCUGGUCAACGUGGCGGCAUCAGGCUCGAGAUUUCGGAUCGAGCGAUUGUUCCGACGAAACCUCACCUCGCGCGAGUCCAUCCAAAGAUAGGACGAGUGGGGAUGGUUGUGAUGCACCUAUACAUCACCACGAGCGAAGUAACUCGAGAAAUCGAGAUGUCACUGGUGUUAGUGCUCGUGCUGACACCAAUCAAGAGGCCAGGGACCGACAUGUCCUGCGCCGCGCUCCUCAAGAAGAUCUGCCCACCUGAUUUCAACACGGAAACUAUCCGCGCAAAAAAGGAUUUCUACACCGACUUGUUCUUCAAACAUCGGUGGUACAAUGGCAGCCGUGGUCGAGACGGCAAGGCCUUGGUGCAAGGAUGGAAUGCCCUCAUCCAUUACAUCGAGUGCAUUGUCCGUGAGGCCUGCCUAGGUAAACUUGAUGCAGCUCGCAUCAGGUUUGAGAAGCGCAAUACAGUCGGGGUGCGAUCCAAGUUGUACCGGCUGUCAAGAGAGGCAGGAUUACCCUGUCUCUCGUGGGGUGAUUCGUGUCCAGGUUGCCUGGACAACUCGAACCGUGCCCCUAGGGAGACCUACCUCCCUAAUGAUCCCUACUGGACGGCGCGCAUCUCUUCUGAGAUGGGCAAAGAGAUUGACACUUUGCGAGCCCUGUACUCGCGUUUGGGGAGGUCGUUUUCUGACGGCUCUUCUUCAAACACAGCGGGUGGGUCUCGUCAUAUUGCACGACGAGACCGAUAA